Messenger RNA from Neomonachus schauinslandi (Hawaiian monk seal), 674 nucleotides. Its product is annotated as eukaryotic translation initiation factor 1-like. Gene Ontology annotation, cellular component: eukaryotic 43S preinitiation complex. Gene Ontology annotation, molecular function: RNA binding; ribosomal small subunit binding; translation initiation factor activity. NCBI's taxonomy places the organism in Eukaryota, Metazoa, Chordata, Mammalia, Carnivora, Phocidae. Bases 152 to 493 code for a protein of 113 amino acids. Gene Ontology annotation, biological process: translational initiation. The transcript has a single exon. The record is from RefSeq and is a predicted model, not a curated record.
GAGGCCCCAGUCACUGAGCCGCCUCCGAGGACUCAGCAGCCUCCCCCUUGAGCCCCCUCGCUUCCUGACGCUCCGUCCCCCCCCCCCGCCCGCCUUCUCCCGCCGCCGCCUUCCGCAGGCCGUUUCCACCGAGGAAAAGGAAUCGUAUCGUAUGUCCGCUAUCCAGAACCUCCACUCUUUCCACCCCUUUGCUGAUGCAAGUAAGGGUGAUGAUCUGCUUCCUGCUGGCACUGAGGAUUAUAUCCAUAUAAGAAUUCAACAGAGAAACGGCAGGAAGACCCUUACUACUGUCCAAGGGAUCGCUGAUGAUUACGAUAAAAAGAAACUAGUGAAAGCGUUUAAGAAGAAAUUUGCCUGCAAUGGUACUGUGAUUGAGCAUCCAGAAUAUGGAGAAGUAAUUCAGCUACAGGGUGACCAGCGCAAGAACAUAUGCCAGUUCCUGGUAGAGAUUGGACUGGCUAAGGACGACCAGCUGAAGGUUCAUGGGUUUUAAGUGCUUUUGGCUCACUGAAGCUUAAGUGAGGAUUUCCUUGCAAUGAGUAGAAUUUCCCUUCUGUCCCUUGUCACAAGUUUAAAAACCUCACAGCUUGUAUAAUGUAACCAUUUGGGGUCUGCUUUUAACUUGGACUAGUGUAACUCCUUCAUGCAAUAAACUGAAAAGAGCCAAAAAUAAA